GUUGCCGUAUAUUCUGUAUAUUGGAUAAGUGAGCAUGUUGGUCGACAUCGUUGUAGUUGGUUCUCUCGUGACAGAUUAUAUCACGAGGACACCUUCGUUCCCCCGGCCCGGCGAGACGGUGUUUGGUCAUGGGCUCAGCAUAGGCUUCGGCGGCAAGGGAGCCAACCAGUGUCUCAUGGCGGCCAAACUCGGAGCUGCCACUGCCUUUGUCGGCAAGCUCGGGCACGACGCUGUGGGUGACAACUACCUGGAUGAACUGAAGCGCACGACCAUCAACAUCGAUCACGUCACCCGAACAUCUCUUGCGCAAAGUGCCGUGGCCAACGUUGUUGUGGAUGAUAACGGCGAGAACUGCAUUGUUAACAUCCCGGGAUCGAACAGACUGAUGACCGUUGAGGAUGUGAACGCUGCUGCUGAGGUUAUCAAGAGCGCCAAAGUGCUCAUCUGCCAAAAUGAAAUAUCUUUCGAUGCUACAAAGGCAGCCCUUACCAUCGCCAGACAGAACGGAGUGGUAACGGUGCUGAAUGCAGGACCAGCUGUGCCAAACCUCGAUCCAGAAAUUCUCAAUAAUUCGGAUAUUGUUUGCGUUAACGAGACUGAGGCUGAGGUGUUGACGGGCGUCCCAGUUUCUGGAGUAGCAGAUGCCGUGAGUGCCGCCAAGGUUCUCCUGACGCAGGGCUGUCGUGAGGCGGUCAUCACCCUGGGUGCUAAGGGUGCAGUCAGUUUAGACUUGACCUCCCUGGCCGCAGGCACCGACCACGAGUGGGUUCCAGCUGAGAAAGUCGUUGCGGUUGACACCACGGGAGCAGGCGAUGCCUUCAUCGGUGCCAUGGCGUUCUACUUGGCGAAGAUGCCAACGCUGCCCACGAAAGAAAAGCUGAGGCGCUCGUGUGCCAUCGCCACGCAGUCUGUCCUCAAACCGGGGGCCUGGCUCAGCUUGCCCGCCAGAGAAGAGUUACCGAGUCACCUCUUUGACGAAUAGACAGGAAGCAAUUGCACCUCUUUGACGAAUAGACAGGAAGCAAUUGCACCUCUUUGACGAAUAGACAGGAAGCAAUUGCACCUCUUUGACGAAUAGGCAGGAAGCAGUUGCACCUCUUUGACGAAUAGGCAGGAAGCAGGUGCGGCGCCCGGCACUUCCCGUUCUUGUGGAAUGACAUUCCGAACAACAAAAGAUGCAAAAGCCGAAAUAUAUUGAAAAGUGAUGUGUACGAUUUUCAUUCAAGUAAGAUUUUAAUGCUGAGAACUGAAGAGCUCAACUAAAAUGUUCCAAUUACUUUCAUACACUUUCCGGGUUUUAAAUAAGCCCCAGUUAAUGCAAUACCUAUAGGUUGAGAGGAAAUAUAGUUAAUUGUUUAGCCUGUAGGAAAUUUUGGAGAUAGAAUGAUUAUUGACGGGGUUUAUUUUGUUGUUGUUCUGAUGUUGAGAAUGAACUUCUCUUGUUCGCUAGGGAAGGGCUGUAGGAACCUUCAUUUUCUGUGGUUUCUAUCAUAAUAUUUUGUUACAGUUUUUUAUUAGAACACUUUGUUUGAAUUUGGGAAUUUGAAUGCAAUAUUAGUAUAUGUGCUAAGUGGAAGGAGGUAAUGUUAAGAAAUAAUACCACUCUAAAUCAUUUUUUCAAUUGUCCAUUUUAUUUAGGUUGUAGAGACUUCCGACAUUAUCUGGGAAAUGUUUUUAGUUUUUUGUGUCUUAAUUAAAGCUAGUGAAGACUACUGAAAAGCAUAACGCUAUUGUGUAUAACUAAUAUAUGAUAUAUAUUGCAUGUGAGUAAAAACUGAUGACACUUC
Molecule: messenger RNA, 1787 nt
Organism: Hyalella azteca
Lineage: Eukaryota; Metazoa; Arthropoda; Malacostraca; Amphipoda; Hyalellidae
Product: ribokinase
Exons: 7
Coding region: 35-982 (315 amino acids)
Biological process (GO): D-ribose metabolic process
Molecular function (GO): ribokinase activity
Source: RefSeq, a predicted model, not a curated record